CUUUUCCAUCUUGCCGGACACUCGCACGCCACUUUUUUUCGCUCCCAUCAUCGCCAGCGGGCCGACCCACGUGGAAGCGAGGCGGUGCGUUGCCUUCUUCGGUUCUACCCUUUUUGGCUUCAAGGUUCUGCCAAUAAAUCAAUUCACCGGCACCAGCCCUGUCGCCUCAAAGCCUGUCUACCCGAAAGCUUCGUGCCAAGCUUCAACUUUCUGCCGGCUUUCUCGACCCUUACCCGCCAGCUUUAGGUGCCCAGCUACAUAGCCAGCCUGCCUACCUGCCAGCCUGUCUGCAUAUUAUCUUCAAGCCUGCAGCUCACUUGGCUGCUUCCAACGCCCUCAUCAACCUCACUUCGCGCCACACCAUCGUAUGCGAUAAACAACACCGAUCAUUUCCCCCAGCUUCCCUCCCUCAACACCUCUUCUCCGGCCGAUCUACACUUUCACCAACCAGCUUCGUUCGCACCAGCAGCCAGAACAGGAACCAUGGCGAUUUCAGGCUUCCUCUUCCUCUCCUGGCGCAUUUUCGAAAUCAUCACCUUGGUCCCAAUCGUGGGCAUGCUGGGUUGGUUCGUAAAUGGCUUCGUGGACAACAACCAGCUCACUCCAAACUUCAUCCUCGUCCUCUUCAUCGUAUCAGUACUCGCACUGGCCUGGGCAUUCUUCACAUUGAUCAGCUAUCUUCGCGCUCGACACGACGCCAUCUUUGUCGCGCUCGUCGAUCUUGCAUUCGUGGGGGCUCUGAUCGGGGGCGUGGUGGAACUCCGAGGCAUUGCCAGCGCCAACUGUUCGAACUUCACCUCGGGAGACGUUUAUGUCAAUUUGGGCCCAUUCGGCUAUUACGGACGCGAUGGCAGUGGCACAAGCUUUGGCGUCAACGUGAACAAGACUUGUGCGAUGCUCAAGGCAAGCUGGGCACUGGCCAUCAUCAACAUCAUCGCGUUUUUCGUGACAUUUCUGCUAGCACUACUUGUGCAUCGCAACCACCGCAACGACGAGCGUAUUGUCGUAAAGCGCACCACUACACAUCACUCACGGCACGGUCACCGACGGUCGGGAAGCCGAUCACGCAGCCGAGGAGGCUAUAUUGAAGGUAGCAGACGAAGCACGCAACGUUCCUCUAGCCGGAGGCAAUACUACGUAUGAUCGUUGAUGACAGCCUGUUGAAACACGAAGUUACGAAGCACCAUCAUUUCCAAGUCAGCGCCCAUUGAGACAGCAAGGAGAGCACUUCCCAGAUUCACACAGUCAGAAGAUGAUGCGUGAGAUAUGCAGUAUCGGCGUCGAUCAACAUAGUUAGACAGCACAAGCAGGAAUAUGUACUCGUAAUGUGCAACGCUCCAGUGGAGAUUUGGAUGCCCAAUAGGCAGCUUCGCGUCCUAGCAAAUUUUGUUGUAUGUAUCACAC
Molecule: messenger RNA, 1404 nt
Organism: Sphaerulina musiva SO2202
Lineage: Eukaryota; Fungi; Ascomycota; Dothideomycetes; Mycosphaerellales; Mycosphaerellaceae
Exons: 2
Coding region: 484-1143 (219 amino acids)
Source: RefSeq, a predicted model, not a curated record